Messenger RNA from Eriocheir sinensis (Chinese mitten crab), 3286 nucleotides. RefSeq lists its product as uncharacterized. The transcript has 3 exons. The record is from RefSeq and is a predicted model, not a curated record. NCBI's taxonomy places the organism in Eukaryota, Metazoa, Arthropoda, Malacostraca, Decapoda, Varunidae. Bases 624 to 2336 code for a protein of 570 amino acids.
CUUACUCCGCUGAGAUGGUCGCCUUAGAUUUCCUUACUCCGCUAAGAUGGUCGCCUUAGAGCUUUCAAAGGCUAGAUUACCUUAUGAAUGCGUACAUGGCCAAAGUUGACAGUUACCUCCUUCAUGCAACAAUGGACGGCGCGCAUGUAGGACGUCCGGGUAAGAGAUAUUAGGGAGGCUCGCUGGGCCUUCAAGUUCAAUGUACCGUUACCGAGGAUCAGUACCACCAGCGCCGUCACAGGAAUAACAUGUGUCUCACCUCCGUCCGGCUCUUAAAACUGACAAGACUGGUGUAUACUUCAGGCUGGGACACGAGGAUUACUUGCUCUUGCUGUGGACUCAACCUGGAAUAAGGGGAUGUGACCUUGGGAAUGAGCCAUUACUGAAGCUUUACACACCAGUGGAUGGAGUGGCUCCCUAACCAAGUCCAAGACAGUGAAAAAGAAUAACAGUCGUGGAAGCAAAAAUCAGCAAUGUGGGAACCCAGAACCUCAACACCACCACAACAAACGAUGGAGAGCAAGAAGCAGAAGUGUUGUAGUGCUCUUGGUCUAAGGUUAUAUAAGUGACCAUGCGGCCCUCAAGCAGCAUGGUCCCGCCUUCCCACCACCACCACCACCACCAUGCCUCGCCUGUGUACCACCAUCAAGAGGCUGCUUCCUUUGGCCUGUUGCUGCCUGCUACUCAAUCUCCUGCUACCAGAUGACAGACAGAGGGAGGGGCACCUCGAGAACACAAGGCAGAAAGAGGGAGCAUCAAAGGACCGAAACUGGAAUGAGACGCUAGGAAACAGAAGACAGAAGGAGAAGGUCAAGCUAGGAGACGACAAACUGAGUGGGGCAAGGGUAGAAGAUGAGAGAGAUAGGGGACAGUGGGUAAGGGAGAGGCUGAGAGAGGAGGGAACGGGGCCUGCUUCACGCCACUCUUCUCUGGAUGGGUUUGAGAGGCCUGAUAGCAAGGGCUCCAUACUGGAAUUUCCUCAGUCAGUUCAGCAAUCGAGCGGUGCCUCUCCAGUGCAAGGUGACAAGAGUGAGAACGUCACCGCCCCUCUCAACCACCCAAGGAGUGUUGAAGAGGCUCUCCCACUCUGGAUGCGCGUCUCGGAUGACCUCUACGCUUACAGUGCUUUCUGGGACGCUCGGCAAGGCCUGCCAACUGGGCCUGCAGUGAGGGUUUUGGGCAUCCUUCGAUACGCCAAGGACCUGACGCAAGAGUCCCCCGGCCAACGGUCCGGUGUGGUGCGGGAGGAGGCACUCAGGUACUCGUGCUUCCUCUGGUACACUGGACAAGGAGCCGAGGAGGGGCGGCUGCGUGCCUUCAUCUAUGAGGAAGGCUGGAAGACCUUUGUGGGAACAUACUUUUUGUGUUCACCUAAGAAUGUAACGAGUAAUUCAUCCUCCCCAAGGCACGACGAGGGCCGAGUGCCUUACGCCGUGUCACUGGUGCCGCAGGGAGCCGACAGCAAGUUCCAGCGGCUGGUCUACCUCAGCACGGGCAACCAGGAGGAGCAGGGCCAUGGAGCCCACAGCGGUGCGGUGUGUGUGCGGCCACUGUUUGGCCCAUACACCAACCUGGCAGCCAUUGCUCUCUUCAUAAGUUACUAUAGCACUGUUCUUGAUGUCUCACACUUUUAUUUCUAUGAUUUUGCAAUAGACAGAAACGUUAAAGAAUUUUUGCUGCACCUGAUGGCUGGUGGCGACGUUAUUAUCCACUUGCUGGCGUGGAACAUCCCGACCAGUGAGUGGGAGGAGCUGUGGGACCUUGGCUCCCUCACUGCCAUCAACGACUGCGUCUACAGAGCGUCGGGCAAACACGGCCAUCUGGCCAUCGUGGACAUGGACGAGUUCAUCGUGCCCCGCGCCGCCAUCGCCUCCCUGGGCCAGCUGUACAGUGAUGUCAUCAAGCACAAGCGUGGAAGUGAGGGUGACUCCAUCCUGAUCCUCAACGCAUUCUUUUGCUCAGAGUUCCAGGAAAAGACGUCCGGCGGCAGCAAGGAUUUCCCCAUCUUCCAGGCCACCCUCAGGGAGCCCCGACUCUGGCCGCCCAAGUCCCGCUCCAAGAUGGUGGUGGUGCCACGGGCGGUGGUCUCCGUGGGCCACCACAUGGUGCACCACUUCCUGCUGCCUGCCUCCAAGAACCAGGCGUCGCCGAAGCUGGUGUCGGUGCUGCACCAUUACCGGGACUGUGCCGGCGUGCGGACCGGCAUCCACGCCAAGGGCUCUGAGGUAGUGAAGCGGAGGCCCAUGACAGACAAGACCAUCCUCAAGUACAAAAAGGCUGUGCUUGCCUCCAGGGUCAUGAGCCAGUACCGUCACUUCACUCUGGGUGCUCAAUGACAUGGAGGAGGGCUUCUGAAGGGUGUGUCCUCCAUGCGGAUUUCCAAACGGAAAAAAAAAAGGUAGAGAGGUGAAUCUAAGGGUCGUAUUAUAAAACAUUUCGUCGCCCAAGAACAUACAUUUGAUAAGGCUUUCGUGGGAAUUGUGGGCAUUUCCAGGAGUAGUUUUAUGACCCUGGUGGUAGUUUGGCCCUUCUUCUGUACCAUGAACCUAAAGAAACACUCAUUAGAACCCGACUGACUCCCUCUUUGACCUUUAGAAAUAGCUGAUGUGAGGAGCGAAAGUGUCUUACAAUACCGACUUAAGUGAUGUGGAUCUAAGAGCGGUGAAAAGCUAGUCCCUCCCACAACUAUUGUCUUGAGUCAACAACAACAUAGCUAAUGAAACUUCUUCAACGGCCACUCAGUUUGAUGCUCCUUCACAUCCAUGCAGACACAUACGCUAACCAGUCGCUCCCAACAGCUUCUCUUUGAAUACCUUGUUAUGUGCCUCGCUCCCCUCAUGUAUCCCACACUGAGACACAUAGGUCCUUCCCUCGUCCUCACCCACACUGUGUUCAGCUCUAUCGAAUGUUGUGUUUGAUUAUCUACUAUAUCGUAUUGAGGAUAAUUUUACUUGUGAUUGAUUAACUUUUUGGAACAUUUGUCCAAAAAAAAGUUUGUGGUAGCUACGUAGGUAUGAUUAAUUCUCAGCACAAGAGAUAGAUUUGUGAUUCUUUUUUUUAUUAUUGUAUUCGUUUAUUCAAUUCUUUUUAUUCUUGUAGGUUGUGAGGUGAAAUGAAUGACUGCGUAUACUGCGUGCUGUGAAAGGUGACUGUGCCACCUGUAGGGGCAUAACAUGUUAAUUAAGUUAGUCUUAGAACCACUGUUAGAGACGAAAGGAUUUACCGGUACUUGUGAUAUUAUGCCAACACUCAUUUUCUAGAAUAAACAAAUCUUGUGCUCUUAUCA